Messenger RNA from Cetraspora pellucida, 528 nucleotides. NCBI's taxonomy places the organism in Eukaryota, Fungi, Glomeromycota, Glomeromycetes, Diversisporales, Gigasporaceae. The record is from the annotation of a GenBank genome assembly.
AUGGCAACCACACUUUCGGGAAAUGCAAAUGAAUCCAGUAGUAGUGGUCGUUUAAACAAUGGUCAAAGUAUAGUCAAAAGAUUAUCCAUAAAAAGUAUAAUUCAAAAUCUCAUGAAAAGUGAAGAGACGAAGGCCAUUAAUCAAAUAGAAGAAGAGCUUAAACUUGCGAAAGAAAAGAUUUCCGAGGAUGAUUUAGAUUUAGAUAUUGUAGAAAUAGAUUUACCACCCAUUAAAGCUAAAAAACGGGAGAAAGUUCUUGAAGCUAUUCACAACAUUUUCCAAGUUGAAAGGAUUGAUGAUAGACUGUUCAUUAAAUUUAAUGGUGGAAUGAAAGAAGAAAUACAUUUCGCACUGAAUGUUUCGCUUCGUCAACAGCUUCCAGGUUGGUGGGUGCAGACUGACGUGGUAUCGGUAGUUAAUCGUAAUGAAUUUAGACCUGACGUAGGAGGAUGGAACACACGACCAACGCGUCAGCAAAGGAUCGCACCUAUUGUUAAUUCGUCGCCACCUCCUUUAUUAUGGAUCGAG